UGUCUAAUGCAAUUGCAAGAGACGCGGUCGAGAGUUGAAAAUUGACAGCUAAUGAUAGGUACAGUUCACAGUUCAGCUAGCUCGGAGCUCCUAUAGAAAGUCUUGCCCUGCGGCGUACAGAGGUUAGUAGAGAGCUACCUGCUACCAAGCUGAGGAGACCGACAAUAACUUGAAGACUGAAUUCUGCCAUUCAUCCCAUCUUCACUCAACUGUGACAUAAUUAUACUUGGCAACAAUAACAAGUAGUAUGGCUCAGAACAAGACGACCACAAGCAAACCAACAGUUUCUGGUGGUAGUAAGAGAAAGCUGGAUUUUGAUGAUGGCAGUCGUACUCUCAAGAAUAAGACCUUCUUCCUCGAUCUAAAGGGAUACAGAAACCAGGACCAACUUGAGAGAGAACUGACACGCCGAGGAGGACUGGUUGAGAAGUUCUUCGAUGUUGGUGUCAAGUAUUUGGUUACGAACCGUUCCCAUGACGACUCGUCAACCCCCUCCCCCCGCCCCAUCUCAACAGGGAAAUCCCCCCUGGAGAGUGUGUCCCCUGUGGAGCCUGGGAAGAAGCCAGCCUAUCUCACUAGAGCUGCAAUGAUGGUUGCUGCUUCAAAGAAAAUAUCAGGUAGCAAGAAAAAUGUGGAUUUGAUUGCCAUGGCAAAGUCCUGGGGCUGUAAAGUGAUCUCAUUGGACGCUCUAUUGGCAGAGCUCAAACGAUUGAAACCAUUACCAAAAAAGGGUGGAAAAAUAAAAGCAAGCUGUGGAGUUGUUCAUCACCUCAGAGCGCCCUAUCUGAAGGUGGAGGACCAGUCUCGAGGGUACAAGCCUCUAGUCCACGAACCCAAGGUCUGGCCACGCCCACAACACAACACGUCACCAAACAGCUGUCCAUUCGAUGCCCCCAAAACCAAGCCCCCAUAUUGUUCUGGUUCUCCUCGGAGUUCCCCUGAUAGACCACGCUCCUUUCAUCCCAUGAUCACUCGCUCAAAGAAACCUGGCUACUGUGAAUGCUGCUCCCAGAGAUAUGAAGAUCUUCCCAUGCACUUGAGGAGUGGGAAGCAUUCGGAAUAUGCCAAUGACGAUAGUAAUUACGCUACUCUGGACAAGCUGAUAUCACGAGGGGAAAAAUAUGCCGACUUUGUACGCAAAUUGAAGAGGAGUCCUCUGAGAAGUUAUCCUAAAAAUCUCCAAAAAGACGAUUCUGUCGUGCUUAAGACUCCGCCCAAUAAAAGACAAAAAUCACCACGGCAACCGGAGGUCUCGUCACCCCGCAAGAAAAUCACUCUCGGAACUUUUGCUUCUCCGAAAACAGGCCAACUCCGAAUCACGCCUGUCAAAACUGAUAAAGAGCAGACUCCAGGUUUUGUGACUCCUAAAGAAACUAAAACAGAGGCUGUUGCUCAAGAGGCAGCCAGAACACUGGUGGCCUCAAAUAAAAGGUGCUUAUAUACAGAGGGAGAAGCUAGCGAGAGGCCUUGCUGUGAUACUAGAACAUUGGUGGCCUCAAGAAGAAGGUGCCUGCAUUCAGAGGAAAGGGGAGAGGCUAGCGAGAGACCUUGCUGUGAGACCAGGACACCGGUAGCCUCAAGAAAAAGAUGCCUACAUACAGAAAAAGGGAGAGAGGCUAGCAAGAGACCUUGCUAUGAUGAUAUCAGAACCUCAAGAAAGAGGUGCUUGGAUACAGACAAAGAGGGAGAGGCUAGCGAGAUACCUUGCUGUGACAGUGACUGUGUGCCAGAGACUCCUGUCAAGCGUGUCAGAAAGUCAUCACCCUGCGAUCAACUGCUGACUAACCUGAACACUAUAUUUGUGAGAAGGUGUGGCACGUCACCAACAAACAGGGAAUCCCCCUCAAGAACAACCAAACAUUUGUAACUGAUGUUAUGAUUAUUUAUGAUUAUCCGUUUUUUUAUCUGAUUUUUAUUCAUAAUAACAACUUUAUCUUAUCUCACGUC
This is a messenger RNA of Halichondria panicea, 1947 nucleotides long. RefSeq names its product protein DBF4 homolog B-like. Bases 248 to 1867 code for a protein of 539 amino acids. Gene Ontology annotation, cellular component: Dbf4-dependent protein kinase complex. NCBI's taxonomy places the organism in Eukaryota, Metazoa, Porifera, Demospongiae, Suberitida, Halichondriidae. Gene Ontology annotation, molecular function: protein serine/threonine kinase activator activity; nucleic acid binding; zinc ion binding. The transcript is spliced from 9 exons. The record is from RefSeq and is a predicted model, not a curated record. Gene Ontology annotation, biological process: regulation of cell cycle phase transition; positive regulation of nuclear cell cycle DNA replication.